CUCAGUGUUCAGUGUGUUCACGCAUGUUCAUUGGACCAUAUUGUAAAUUGUUCUGUGAUAUUACUAUCAUGAUUUGAGUUUUGUUUACUAUACAAUCAUUAUUCUAAUAUUUGCCAUAAGCUACUCUUGUUCUUUAUUAUCAUUAAUCAAUAGUCAUUAUUAUUCAAUCAAUCUGAAUGUUCAAUGGUUAGACUGUUAGAGUAGUUCCUAGAUAGAUUCGUAGUUCAUCUUCAUUAUUCAUAUCAUAUUAUUGUCAUAUUUCGGCGAUGACUCUAAUCUGUACUCGAGUCUCGAAUAUUAUAAUAAAAACAGUAUCGGAAUUUAUAAUAAUUAUAACUCUAAAUUAAUAUACAUUACAGACUACAGUAUUUAGACGACAAAUUACUUCUUAUCAACCUGUUUUACAUAACUCAUUUUUUAUGUUUAGAUUGGAAAUCAAAUGGUAUUAAAAUAAAAAUUAAUAACGUUUAAUAUAAAUCAAAAUGGAUAGCUUUCAUUUGCCCUGCAACAAAAUAAAAGAUGAGUAUCAAAAAUGUUUCAGUUCUUGGUUCACUGAAUGUUAUAUGAAAGGUGAUUAUGAUGAUAAAAGGUGUGCCAAAAAAUUUGAAGAAUAUCAAAAGUGCCUUCGAGAAGGUAUGCAAUUACAUGCUUUGGAUAUUGAAGAUGUAUUAAAACCUUACUUGGGAACAGAACGCAUGAAGAAGUAAAGUUAUAGUAAAUCUUUUUCUUUAUAUUAGUUACUACCUAGUUAAAAAUUAAAUGUUAUCCUUAAUUAACAAGUUCUGUUAACUUUUAGCUGUUGAGUAAUUUUAUUUUAUUAGAGUAUUUUAGUUCUAUAUUUGUAUUACCUUAAGGUCGAAAUUUUUCAAUUUAUUUAGGUAUUAUAAAUAAUAGAUCACUAAUAUAAUAAACUUAGUUAUUUAAUUUGUAUUCGUUAUACUUCCACUGGCUAUAAUACCACAAAAUGUGUUCUUAGUGAUGACAAGUGUUGUUAUUAAUUUUUUUUUAAUUCCAUUUGUAAAUAUUUGUUAUUAUAUUUUAACUAAAAUUUAAUUUAUAUUUUGGUUAUUUAAAAAAGGGAUAAGUAAUUUCUAAUUUGUUAAUUUACCAAAAACCUCGUAAAUCUGGACCCUUUUAAAAACUUAAAAUUUGAUUUUUAUAUAUUGAAUUUAUUUGAUUGUAAAAUAAAUCUAGUAUAAUAUUAUUGCAAAUUAUAUGAAAUUGUUUUGAAUUUAUUUUAGAUUUAACUAUCUAUAAAUUAUAAUGGUAGGUACAAUUAUAUGUUUUUUCAUUUAGUAAUAAACACUAAUAAAUUAUGGUACACA
Molecule: messenger RNA, 1325 nt
Organism: Aphis gossypii (cotton aphid)
Lineage: Eukaryota; Metazoa; Arthropoda; Insecta; Hemiptera; Aphididae
Product: TP53-regulated inhibitor of apoptosis 1-like
Exons: 1
Coding region: 483-707 (74 amino acids)
Source: RefSeq, a predicted model, not a curated record